GGUUCUGAACUCUUGAAGGCUGUGAUUCCUGGGUGCUGUUUGGAAAUUGGCACCAUGGAGACGAAGAAGAAACCCUUCCCACUAUGGCCAACCCAGGCCCCACAUGGGCCCAGAAGGAUGCAUGCCAACCCUACUGGAAAUGUGACCACAAGGAGUGACAAGGCUUGUCCACCUCAUAUGUACCUCCUGUUUAGUGAAAAAAUAAGUGGUGCCGAAGGAACGAAGCUAGAUGAUGUAUUUCUGGACAUGGAAAAGAAAGUAGAAAUUACCAGUAAGGCUGUUUCAGAAAUCAUUUCAAGAGCCACAGAGUAUCUCCAGCCCAAUCCAGCAUACAGAGCUAAGCUAGGAAUGCUGAACACUGUGUCGAAGCUCCGAGGGCAGGUGAAGGCCACUGGCUACCCGCAGACAGAAGGCUUGCUGGGAGACUGUAUGCUGAAAUAUGGCAAGGAGCUUGGAGAAGAAUCUGCUUUUGGCAAUGCACUGUUGGAAGUUGGUGAAUCCAUGAAACUCAUGGCUGAGGUGAAGGAUUCUCUGGAUAUUAAUGUGAAGCAAACUUUUAUUGACCCACUGCAACUACUGCAAGACAAAGAUUUAAAAGAGAUUGGGCACCACCUGAGAAAGCUGGAAGGCCGCCGCCUGGAUUAUGAUUAUAAAAAGAGGCGAGUAGGUAAGAUACCCGAGGAAGAAAUCAGACAAGCAAUAGACAAGUUUGAAGAGUCGAAGGAACUGGCCGAAAGAAGCAUGUUUAAUUUUUUAGAAAAUGAUGUAGAGCAGGUCAGCCAGCUGGCCGUGUUUGUAGAGGCAGCAUUAGACUAUCACAGGCAGUCCACAGACAUCCUCAAGGAGCUACAGAAGAAGCUAGAGUUGCGAAUAACUUACGCCUCCAAAACCCCCAAGCGAGAAUACGUGUCAAAGCCUGUGAACACGGGUCCCAGUGACGUCAAUGGAGUCUCCACCAGCAAGUCAUCAAAGAUGUCAGGUACUCACAUUCCCACGGACCAGCCCUGUUGUCGUGGUCUCUAUGACUUUGAGCCAGAAAACCAAGGAGAAUUAGGAUUUAAAGAAGGGGACAUCAUUACAUUAACCAAUCAGAUAGAUGAAAACUGGUAUGAAGGAAUGCUACGUGGGGAAUCCGGCUUCUUCCCCAUUAAUUACGUGGAAGUCAUUGUGCCUUUACCUCGGUAAAUGUGUCUUUUGGACCUAAUUUCAUAACUGAAAUGAAUCUGCACCAGUGUUCUCUCAGUGUGGUGUUCUGUGACAUCCCCACUCUCUGGCCCACUUAAUCACUUUUGUAUGUGUGUUUUCUUUAUAAUGUAUUUUGUAUCAAUUUAAUUUGUAUAACUGAUUCCUUUGUCCUAACUCAUAAAGAUAGUUUUCUUCUUGUUCUAAAAAGUCAUUGGUUAAAUGUAUUUGCUUCCUGUUGCGGAAAAAAAGUAAAUUGCGCCCAUUACAGAUAUGUGAACGAAUGACCUGUGUUGUUCUUAGCUGCAGUGGAAUGCACCCUUUGCAGCUGAAAAAGCUAAAGAUUUUGUUUCUUGAGGUUUCAAUGGUAUCCAGUCUUUACCUGUUUUAAGCUUAUCUGUGAACAGCCCAAUAAAGAUGACACGCUGUGUUCAUUAAA
This is a messenger RNA of Mesocricetus auratus (golden hamster), 1621 nucleotides long. RefSeq names its product SH3 domain containing GRB2 like 3, endophilin A3 (gene Sh3gl3). The record is from RefSeq and is a predicted model, not a curated record. Bases 55 to 1185 code for a protein of 376 amino acids. Gene Ontology annotation, biological process: synaptic vesicle uncoating; endocytosis. NCBI's taxonomy places the organism in Eukaryota, Metazoa, Chordata, Mammalia, Rodentia, Cricetidae. The transcript has 10 exons. Gene Ontology annotation, cellular component: cytoplasm; glutamatergic synapse; presynapse. Gene Ontology annotation, molecular function: protein binding.